CAACAUUAUCACGUGGUACACCGGUGCUCUUUUCAUUUUUCUUUGCAGAAAUAUGAUUCAAUUUAUACAUUGUCUUGUGAAUAAAUAAAAGAAAACAAGAGAAAUUUAAUAUUUCUGUAUAGACCAGGCUUUGGAUUUAGACAAAAUUUGAACGGAUUAUCUUUACUGAUCCAAUUUCACCCAGCACCCGGAAGUCACCAAUGAGCAAGAUGACAUUUUGAUGAGGUGACAGCCAACAUUCAUGGGUGAGACCUUUCCACUUAAAUAUGGAGGACACAAAUAGUGGAAAGAAAUCUCUUAGUUUUCAGAUGCAGAUAGGUUUAACGCGAGAUCAAAUUAACGUAGAAGGAGAACUCACAUUAGCCAGUCUAAAGGAAAUAGCAUGUUCUUUUGUCGACAGGAAGUUUCCUGAACACGGGUUUUACAGUUUGGUUGAUAAGAUUUUACUGUUUCGUCAUGACAAUACCAGUCCAAACAUACUAGUACAUAUUUCCAGUCCAACUGAUGUCAAAGAUGGAUGUCUUGUGGAAAUUGUAUUAUCAGCACAAACAACAAUGGAAGACUUACAGAUCAAGCCACAUCUACUGUUUGUUCAUUCCUACAAAUCACCACAUUUCUGUGACUUCUGUGGAGAGAUGUUGUGGGGACUUGUCAAACAAGGGUUGAAGUGUGAAGGUUGUGGCUGGAAUUUCCAUAAACGUUGUGCCUUUAAGAUUCCAAAUAAUUGCUCAUAUGACAAACAGCGGCGACCAUCAUCCAGUAGUAUCACAUAUCCCAACCCAGUGCGAGAGAAAUGUGACUCGCUAGCAGUGGAAGGCACAGCACAGGUAGAAUCAGGAAUACCAUACGCACUUAUGGUCUCUGGCCAACCAUCCUUGUCAUUGAGUUUAGGAGGAGAUGCACGCAGUAAUCGUUCCAAAUCUUGGAGUGGCCGACCAAUUUGGAUGGAAAGAGAAGUCUUAGGUCGAAUUAAAGUGCCUCAUACAUUUGUUGUGCACAAUUACACGAGACCAACAAUUUGUCAGUGGUGUAGAAAACUUUUAAAGGGCCUGUUUAGACAGGGUGUACAAUGUAAAGAUUGCAAGUUUAAUUGUCACAAAAAAUGUGCCCCACAAGUUCCAAAGGAUUGUGCAGGGGAAUUACCAAAAGUGGGAUUAAGCCAAGAACAGAGUAUAACAUCUGAAAUGGAUGGCUCUGUUGAUACUAAUUAUACAGAUAUACAGGAGGAUGAAAUGCCUCUACAAGAAGAAGAUGACGAGGACAAUACUCAACAGAAACCCCCUCUUAGUCCUACACAAAGCAGUAACAUUCCAUUAAUGAGAAUCUAUCAAUCAGUCAAACACACCAAAAGAACGGGAUCAAAGGUUAUGAAAGCAGGUUGGAUGGUUCACUUUACUCAGAAUGAUCAGCAGAGGAAGAGAUACUAUUGGAGGUUGGAUUCUAAAUGCAUUACAUUAUUUCAAAAAGAAGACUCGCCUAGAUACUACAAGGAGAUUCCAUUAUCACAUAUAGUAAACAUAGAACCAGCCAAACUACGACCAAAUGCAGACCCAAGCAAAGGACCACAUGUUUUUGAGAUGAGGGUCAAUUCCACAGUAUACUUCAUUGGUGAAGACCCAACUUUUGGAGGCAGAGAGGGGGAUAUUGUUGCAUCGCCUGAAAGUGGUGUUGGACUAGAACAAGCCAAGUAUUGGGAACAUGCUAUCAGACAGGCACUGAUGCCAGUAACACCAACAUCCAGUGUUGUAGGAAAUUCAUCUUCAGAGAAUGGUACGAACAAGGAAGAAGAACAGGAUAUAAGUCAGCUAUAUCAGAUAUAUCCUGAUGAUGUAUUAGGCUCAGGACAAUUUGGUAUUGUAUAUGGAGGUAAACACAGGAAAACUGUACGAGAAGUAGCUAUAAAAGUGAUAGAUAAAUUGAGAUUUCCUAACAAACAGGAAGCACAACUUAAAAAUGAAGUGUCCAUUCUACAGAAUCUUCAUCAUCCAGGUGUAGUUAACUUAGAGAAAAUGUUUGAAACUCCAGAAAGAAUUUUUGUAGUAAUGGAAAAGCUACGUGGUGAUAUGUUAGAAAUGAUAUUAUCUAGUCCAAAAGGUCGUCUUAGUGAAAGAGUCACUAAAUUCCUCAUUUCACAAAUUUUAGUGGCACUCAAACAUUUACAUUCGAAAAAUAUAGUGCAUUGUGAUCUUAAGCCAGAAAAUGUUUUAUUAUCAUCAGAAACAGCAUUUCCACAGGUAAAACUAUGUGACUUUGGAUUUGCCAGAAUUAUAGGUGAAAAAUCAUUCAGAAUAUCAGUAGUAGGAACACCAGCAUAUCUUGCCCCAGAAGUUUUAAAAAGUAAAGGUUAUAACCGAUCUCUAGAUAUGUGGUCUGUAGGUGUUGUUAUAUAUGUAAGUUUAAGUGGAACAUUCCCUUUCAAUGAAGAUGAAGAGAUCAGCGACCAAAUACAGAAUGCAUCAUUUAUGUACCCACCCAAUCCAUGGAAGGAAAUAUCUCAGGAGGCCGAGAGAUUCCUUGGGACAAUUUUUAUAACUAAUCAAAGAUCACGACCUUCUUGUAAAAAGGUCUUACAGCAUCCUUGGUUAAAACAGGACUAUCAAACAUGGUGUGAUCUAAGGAAGCUUGAAGAACAAGUUGGACACAGAUACAUUACACAUGAAUCUGAUGAUGAUCGUUGGGAGCAGUUCCGUAAAGACAAAGCUCUAAAAUUAUGGCAGGACAUAGGAAUGAAAGGUGUGAAUGAAACAUAUAAUCUUAGCAAAUCUCGAGGUGAACGUAACAGUACCAAUGCAUCAUGAUAUUGCACAAUGUUGUUAUUUCUUUUCAUCACAGUGGUCACAAAAAUUCUGAAAAAUAUACAUCUAUUUCUGAGGAAACAAAGUUUUUGUGGCUGCUGCUUCUCCCACAUGAUUAUAAUUUAAAACUUAAUUUGAUUAGUAAAUUUUGGUUUCAUUUCUAAUGGGUGUUCAAAAUUUAGCAAUAAAAGCAAGAAAGUCUAUCAAGAAACUUAAUCAUGUGGGUGAUGUUUUUUUUUUAUCAAUAUUGUAGACUUAUUACGCACAGAAUGUAAGAAAAGACCUUUUCCUAUAACAUCUUUUACCACAUUAAGCUGUGUCUGUCUCAAUAGCUUCAUAUUAGUGGUGUUAAUUGUUCACUUUAGUAAAGAAAAGUUAUGUAUGGCCUUAAAAAAACCCUCCUUUCCAAUAACUGUUAUUGCAAGGAUUUUUUUUUACUUAAACCUAGCAUUUCUUUCAUUUUCAUUCCUGUACUAAAAAUGUGAUUUAUAUGGAAAUGGUAUUUGACUAUUUAGAACAGCUGUAAUAGUACAUUAAAAAAAACUUCAUCUUUCUGAUUUUACACAAUUAAAAAAUUUUGAUAAUUAGCUAAGUUUUGUUAAGUUAUUUCCCUUAGAAUGUUUUUUCUUUUAAAUUAUUAAAUUAUUAAAUUUUUAAAAUUAGAUGAAAAUAUUAUAUAACUUAUGUCAUACUAUAGGUAUGCCUAGAAGGAAGAGUAAAAUGUUUCUUUACCCUUUAAAACUUGUGUAUUUUCUUAGUGAAAUUAUUUACAUGUUUUGAUUUUUCUGAUUUCAAAAAAUUCAAGUUAUCAUCAUCAGUGCAUUUUUUUAAUGCAGAACUACUUAGAUUUUCAGCGUUUUUCUACUAGUUAUUUGGUGACCAUUUAAGGAAAAGGUCUGGUAUUUGGCAUGCAUUUUAAUAUUGUUUAUUUAUUGUACAUUCACUAUGCUGGUCGUAACACUGUUGUGACGUACAUUUAUAGUUACUGUUAUAUUUUGUUAAAAACUAUAUAUGUAUUUUCAAAUUUUUAUCUCAGUAUUUAUCUGUUUGUAUGCAUAAUUUUUCUGCAUCACUCAAAAAAAUCAAAAAUCUUUUAUAAUGUUGUAUAUAUUUUAUAUAAAGAUAUAUGGUGUUGUUAAUAUGUGCAGAUUUUUAUCUUUUUGUUUUUCCAUUUUGAUGUAUUUGUUUAUUAUUGUUAAAUGGUCAUUUAUUGUACAUACAGUUUCUGGAGGAUAUGUAAUCGUCAUUAGUUUCAGGGGGAGAUUAUCCAUCAGGGCAAUUUUCAGGAUGAAAUUGUUUUAAUCACCAUAAGUGCUGUAAGUGAUCAGUGGUUAAUCUCUUAAUACCACUGUAUAAAUGAAAGAUAGGGCAUUAAAAUGGUUGAAUGCCUGCUAUUAUUCAGUCAACUUUUGAAUAUUAAUAUUAUAUAUUUAUUAAAUACAAAUAUAGUAAGUUACUGUUAAUAUAUCUGCUUACCCUUGUAAAUUAAAAAUAAAAACUUGAUGAAAUAUUGUUUACCUAUGUUUUAAUAUUCUAGUCACAAUUUAUAUGUCUAAUUUAAAGUAAAAUGUAAAUAUUUUUGAAGAUUUAUUUGGAAAAGAUUUGAUCAAUUGAAAAAUAACAUAUCUUUGUGUAGCUUAAUUGUUAAUUGUGGCUUUUUAUUUUUUUCAUUUGAAAAUCUCCCUUAUUAAAAACGAAUUGCAACUAAAAGUAUAAAUGUUUGAUAAAAGGUGUAACAAUUGGUUUUAAACAUAAAAUCAUCAAAGCUAACCCACCGUAUAGAAUCAAAAACCAAAAUAAUCAAAUUGUCAUACUUAAAUGUCCAGUAGAAUUAAUACGUUUCUAAUGACUUUGUAACAUAUUUCUGUGUUCUCCCUUGGAUUUUAAAAUUUUGCCUACUUGAAAGGAAAAAAACCCACUUUUAUAUGAGACUGCCUUUUGGUUUACAAAUGUAUUCUUCCAUGAACGUACCUUUUAAUUGUGUGAUAGAUAUUUUCAUAGGAAAGUGGUUAUGUCAAGUCCCCUUGUAUCAUAAAUUGUUAAAUAUAUUAUUGACAUUCAGAGAGUCAUCCAUUAACCAUAUAAAGAUAUAUUCUUAUUUGCAUGCCAAUGUCUAUUCAUUACUGAAAUGUGUUUGUUAGGCCUCCUGUUUACCUGAAUGACUUCUUUAGAUAAAGCAGAGACAUUAGUUGUGGUGAAACAGUUCAAGCUAGUUCCAUGACAAUUAUAAGCCUGCAAAAAAUAC
Mytilus trossulus (common blue mussel) is the source of this 5040-nucleotide messenger RNA. RefSeq names its product serine/threonine-protein kinase D1-like. The record is from RefSeq and is a predicted model, not a curated record. The coding region runs from base 267 to 2798 and encodes 843 amino acids. NCBI's taxonomy places the organism in Eukaryota, Metazoa, Mollusca, Bivalvia, Mytilida, Mytilidae. Gene Ontology annotation, biological process: protein phosphorylation. The transcript has 20 exons. Gene Ontology annotation, molecular function: ATP binding; protein serine/threonine kinase activity.